AGGAACAGGCCACGACCUUACUCAACAAUAGUUAGUAUUUCCUCUGAUCGGAGAACACCUUGUUUGCAGCUCCACUUGUCAAGGGAAAAAGUAAUCGAAAGCUGCACGAGAAAUUCGUGAGCGACGAGAAUGACGGAGUACAAGCUAGUAGUGGUUGGAGCUGGAGGUGUAGGGAAGAGCGCUUUGACUAUUCAACUGAUUCAGAACCAUUUUGUAGAUGAAUAUGAUCCAACCAUUGAAGAUUCAUAUAGGAAACAAGUAGUAAUAGAUGGUGAAACAUGCUUGCUGGAUAUUUUGGACACAGCAGGUCAAGAAGAAUACAGAUUAAAAGAGUGAAAGAUGCAGAGGAAGUUCCCAUGGUUUUGGUAGGUAACAAAUGCGAUCUCCCACAACGAACCGUCAGUACAGCCGACGCACAAGAACUUGCAAAAAGUUACGGUAUCCCUUUCCAAGAGACGUCAGCAAAGACAAGACAAGGAGUUGAYGACGCUUUUUACACACUUGUUAGGGAAAUAAGGAAAGAUAAAGAGAAACGAGGACCACCCAAGCGACCAAAACAGAAAAAGAAGUGCGUAAUCCUAUGAGYAACCAAAGCAAAUCGACUCAUUGAAGACCAAAUGACUUUUAUGUGCUGAAAUACUACACUAACCUCAAUCAUCUCUCUGAAUCUCUGAAAUCCAGAGCUGAAAAGUGGUUUAUCAGUAGAAGAUCUAAAUAUACUACAACAAUAUGAGAUGAGUUUAGUAGAUCUGUUGCAGAAACUCACAAGGGAAGAAAAUAUUGAUUUUAACAUUAUAAAUUUCUCAUCUAGUUAACUAUUACAUUUUGACAAUCAGAUUCUUGCAAGUCAAUCUUUGAAAACUAAAUAUAAAGUAUAAAAACUGCUAAUUUUCAUGUAAUAUCUUGAUAUUCCUGCGCAUGRUUUUGGUGUUAAACAUCUUUUUUCCCUUACGAGUUUCCGGCUGUCAACAUAUUUAUUUUUUUAGUAUUCUAUCAUAUGAUAAUCAGGGGGAUAUUGGGUGAUAUUGUAGGUAUCUAGUAUAGUAACCUGAUYGGUAAACACACAAUGAUAUAGGUUGGUAACAGUUAUCAAAAUAUAAUGCCUUAUAAGUACAUAAAGUCAUGUUAUCACCACAGGCAGCCCAACCUCGAAAUUUUAUAUGAAUUCUGACUUUAUAAGAUAUGUAAGACAUUAAAGAAGAAAGAAAGCACUUCAAAUUGUUGUUCUAUACUUGUGCUUACUGCUGAGACUUUUUUCCAAGUACUAUUUUGUACUAUUUCUCGAUUUCUCUGAAUCUAAUCUAUAGUGAUAAGGAUAGUGAUUGCGUUUGGGUUCCCUGUGGUAAAUGGCAAUAUUGUCCAAGUGAGUUUUAACAGUGUCAUGUGUCUUUUCUUGUGUCACGCAAUCUUGCACCAUUCAUUCUGAAAAUAGACAUGUUUUCAUUAUUUUUGAAAACAAUGAUGUAACAAGAAGCUGGAUCAAAUCUAAUCAACAAUUAUUUCCUGUGAAUAUAUAUUUCUAGUUAGUGUUUAUAGUUCAAAGUAGACAAAAAUGCACURAACCUUUUCUUCUGAGUAACUGCCUUACCAGUUAUGGGCUCCCUGUGCUUUUCUCGAACACAGGGAMCCCAAUGAAAAAGAACGAAAAAGUAUUCAAAUAGACAGUGAAGACUAGUGAAUGCUAUGAGGGUCAUUUCUGACAAAAUUAGAAAUUCAUAUGUGAAUUUUUAUGUAGCAAUAAACUACUAGACUAAUAAUAUUUUCUAGCUCCAAAACAAUGUGUCCUGUGGACUUCUCGUUUGUAUAAUUAUAGUAUAGGUGAAACGAUAAAAUUAAACAGUUUAAAAUUUG
Molecule: messenger RNA, 1851 nt
Organism: Exaiptasia diaphana
Lineage: Eukaryota; Metazoa; Cnidaria; Anthozoa; Actiniaria; Aiptasiidae
Product: GTPase HRas
Biological process (GO): Ras protein signal transduction
Cellular component (GO): plasma membrane
Molecular function (GO): GDP binding; GTP binding; GTPase activity
Source: RefSeq, a predicted model, not a curated record